UUUUAUGAAAUAGUACGUGUCAGUAUGUUUGCGUAUGUAAUCUAUAAACAUAUCUUGGAUAAUUAUUAUUCAUCAGAAUUCUAUUAUUUUUUUUUAUAAAGAUUAAAAAAAAAAGAAAAAAAGAAAAAGAAAGAAGGACACUAGUACUGCGAGGUCGAUACUCAUGCUCACGGCGGAAGCUUUGUUCUUCGGCGAAUCGGUGAGUUUUCUCGCCGCCAAUGAAUAGCCAGCUUUGGAUGUAUAGCUUUCGAAAAAAUCUGCUUCAGCCACUCACCUGUAUGCAUUUAAGUCGCUGGCCUUGAAAAAACACUUGAUCCACCUUAGUCUUCGCCGGAAUUUCGACUUGGCAGACCGUUGGAUCACUCUGGCCGACUUCCUUUUCUGCCCGAGCAUUCAAGCUAUAAAAAUAGAGGAGGCUGCAGUUGAGUUGUUAUACAGGUUCACGGCUUUUGAGUAUCAGUAUGCUCACACAUGGUUCACGCAGAUGGACAAGCUUAUUCAUUUCAUUAUGCGAACUUGGAUGGUCGUUUUGAUGCAUUAUAUUCUUCUCCAUCCAUAAAUACGGAUGCAAAAUAUGCUACUAAUGAAUAUUGGCCACUCAAGACUGAUGACUUCUUUCUGAUACCUUACCAGCAGGCCAUCCGUGAAACAUUAUGUUGGAAAUGAGUGACAAUUAUCUGUAUAUUUCAUUUUCAGCCUGCUAGGCAACUAGAGCUUUUCAAAGGGAGGAGAUGCCUUAGCAAUCGCUCAACAUCAUGAUGCAGCUACUAGCACUGAAACAGCAUGUAGCUAAUGGUUAUGUGAAACGACUCCUUAUAGGCUACAAGGAGUUCGUGGGACGAUAAUAGAUGAAGUGCAUCAGCAGGUCAAUUCAUGAAUAUAUCAGAUCACCAGCUUUCACAAGGGAAGAGAACAUGUUGAAGUUGAAUUCAUUGUAAGAGUACUGCACUGGCUAUCAUAGAUGUUUUCUCUCGAGCUGAUGCUUUAAGUGAAGAAAAACAGUCAGUUUAGAGGGAACCAUGGGGCACAAGUCUCUCGAAUUACAAUGCUGAGUAUAGGUUGUUGAUUUAUAUUAUCAUUACUUGCAUAUUCAGGUUGGACCAAUAACCAUUAAUGAUGAAACAGGCAAAGAAGUUGUAACUCAAAUAUCAUCUACUGUGGAUGACAACAAAACAUUCUAUGCAGAUUCUAAUGGACGUGAUCUUAUUAACUGAUUUGUGACUACAGUGCAGAUUGGGACCUUAAAGUUAACCAGCCUGUUGCUGGAAAUUAUUAUCCAGUAUGUUAGGUCACCUGGAGAAACCACCAAUGCAUGAUGGUACUUUUAGAUGACUCCAGAGGUGUUGCUGAGGCUCUAAGGACUAAUAAGCUGGAUCAAGACUAAAAUCCAAAGGGACGCUAAAACUUUAAUGGGCUCGUUCUUCGUACAGGUGGCGAGUGAGGCCCUAGCUAUGACUUAUGUUGUGUUAUAUGGUAAGACAUAUAAUGAUAUUGUUUGGUGUUUGGUAAGGCGUGUGGGAGAGUAGUUAUCGGAAAAAGCAGAUGUCCGAAGCUGCAGAGGUUUAGGGUGGGACGUCACUCUCUACUUUAAAAUGUCAACGCUUACGUACAAUGUUUGUGUGUGCAUGUUUUGAUUGAAUUAUAACAUGUGUAAAAUGACUUAUGAUUUAUGUUAUGUUUAUGUGUCUAACUAUUGUUAUAGUUGACUCACAUGAUGCUCUAUUUGAAAACAUUCACAAAUAAUAAAAAAAAAACUAUAUAAAAAAGAGUGCAAAAGCAAAAAAUAAAAAUUAUAUAAUCUUUUAUAACGAAAUUUUUUUGUCUUUAACGGUUUGUUUGUUAAUUUUAACAGAAUUUUAUAAAUAUUUAACGGAAUAUACAUUUUUUUUUUUUUGCCAAUAAAGAUGAAUUUGUAUUAAUCAAGUAAAUCGUUCAACAAUACAACAUUCAACUCAGAAGGGAUAUCACUCCCUAAAACAACACGAUCAGAAAUAAUGCUAGUAGACCUUGCUAGAGAAUGGGCUACAGCAUUUGCAGAUCGUUUUACAAAUUUAAUGGACACUUCAUGAUGAAUGAGAUCAAGCAACAACUGUCUACAUUCAUGAACAAUUCUGCCGAAAUAGGAUAGAAGCACAGUGGGGCAUCGAAUACCUUGUAUUGACACCAAUGAAUCUGAUUCCACUUCAACUUUGUGCCAAUUCUUGUCUUAUAUCCAGCUAAGGGCUUCUCUUAUCCCUAUUGCCUCUGCAAAUUCAGGUUCAACUAAUCCCCCAAUACAGCUUGCCCUGGCUUCCAGCAGACCCCCUUCUUGAUUCCGAGCAACAAGAGCAAAAGAGAAUCGGUCUGGACCAACAAAGAUAGCUGCAUCUGUAUUUAUUUUAGUUAUACCUGGGCUAGGAGGCUUCCACUUGACUGCACCGUCUGAAAUCUGGGUAAAACCGAGCGAAAGAUCAAAAGAACAGUCUUGGGCGUUCUUCCAUUGCUCCAAGGUAACACGGGCAAGAGUCACAAUGUCAGGGGCCUUUGCACCCUUUUGAUUCCAAAUGAGCUCAUUUCUUGAUUUCCAUAACGCCCAACAAAGCAUGGGUAUAUGCUGGAGAUUAUCGGCGUGGGUAUUCUCCAGAAUCUUAGCUAAUCGGACAGCAAACACGCCUGGGUCAUCUAGGUCGAUUUGAACACCAAGGAUAUUCCAGCAAACUUGCGAGAAUGAGCAAGAGAGAAGAACAUGAGGGAUCGACUCAGGGCAUGUGUUACAGAACGGGCAGAGAUCACUCACUGGUACUCCUUUUAGUUGGAGAUUGCAUUUUGUGGGAAGACAAUCGGUUGAGGCCUGCCAUAAAAAGGUUUUGACUUUGGGGGGGAUGCUCAGCUUCCACAAUUUCUUCCAGUAUACCGAAGCUUCUUGAUCCACCUCUGUGCGCUCCCUCUGUUGAGUCAAUAAAUGAGCACUUUUUACUGUGUAAUGCCCAAGCCUAUCCAUCUUCCAGUACCAUGUAUCAGCUUCAUUUGCAUGUAUUGGGAUAUUCCUGAUUAUACUAAUAUCCCUAUGAAUAAGAAGAUCUUGAAGUAAAUCCUCAUCCCAUUCGCAUUGGUCAACCUUCAUUAGCUGGACAACCUUUUUAUUGACUAGUACUGUAGAAGUGGUGUGGAUAUACGGGUCUGAAUUAGGGAGCCAAGGAACCUCCAGUAUGUUGAUUGACUUACCAUCCCCAAUUCGAACUGCUGCCCCUUGCCGAAUGAGCUCUUGAGAUGCCAUUAUGCUUCUCCAAAUAUAACUUGGGCUGCCGCCUAUCUUGGCUGAAAGGAAAGAGUCUUGAGGAUAAUAUCUGGCUUUAUACAAUCUGCUAACCAGUGACUGAGGAUGUUUCAAGAGACGCCAACCUUGUUUCCCAAGAAGGGCAAGAUUGAAAUUAUGUAAGGAGCGAAAACCAAGGCCACCCGAUUCUUUGGGUUUGCUAAGCCUACUCCAACUUUGCCAAUGAAUGCCUUUAGAUUUCUUAGAUGAGGAGGACCACCAAUAUUUAUUCAUUAAGCGCUCAAUGUCCCUGCUUGUAUCCAAAGGAAGAAGAAAUACACUCAUAGCAUAGUUAGGGAGAGCUUGAGCCACAGUCUUCAAUAAGAUCUCCUUACCUGCUUUUGAUAAAAAUUUACUCUCCCAACUUUGGAUUCGAUGACGUAUUCGAUCCUUGAGAUAGCCUAGGAUCACCGACUUAUUGCGUCCCAAUAUAUUAGGUAACCCCAAAUAGGUACUAUUAUCGUCAGCCUCAUGAAUGCACAUAUCACCACAUAUUGUAUCUCUGACCUGGGGCAAUGUAUUCCUACUGAAGAAAAUAGAAGACUUAUCAUAAUUUAUUUUCUGCCCAGAAGCCCUCUCAAAGAUGCCCAGAAGCUGCAAAACUUGGUGUGCCUCCAUAUUUGAAGCUUUACAAAAUGUAGCUGUCAUCUGCAAAGAACAUAUGAGAUACCUUAGGAGCACCCCUAGCAACCUGAAUGCCAUUAAGGAGCCUCAUGUCCUCAUAAUCAUGUAACAGAGCUGAAAAGCCCUCUGUACAAAUAAUAAAUAAAUAUGAGGAUAAAGGAUCACCCUGGCGCAACCCCCUCUCCGGAAUAAUAUGACCAAACACUUUACCAGCAUGAGUAAUCUGAUACCUGGCAGAAGUGAUACAGACCAUGAACAAUCUCACCAGUUUUUCAUCAAAUCCCAUCUUACGAAGCACCGCCUGUAAAUAGUCCCACUCCACACGAUCAUAUGCUUUGCUCAUGUCUAAUUUGAGGACCAUGUACCCCUGUUUACCUGUGGUCUUUCUCUUCAUAUAAUGCAUUAGCUCAUAGGAAAUCAUGAUGUUAUCUGUGAUUAACCGACCUGGAAUAAAGGCACUCUGUGACUUUGAGAUGAUGUCAUCAAUUGCUUGUUUCACUCUGUUCGCCAAUACCUUCGAUAUGAUCUUAUAUAACACGUUACACAGCGAGAUAGGGCGAAGAUCCAACAUUGACAUCGGGUUCUUUUUCUUUGGGACAAGCACAAUGUUGGUAAGAGGCAAUCGGUCAUCAAACUUUUCUUCCCUCCAGAAUCUACGCACCUCAUUAACUACAUCAGACCCAAAAAUAUGCCAAUACUUUUGGUAGAAGCCAGGGCUCAUACCGUCUGGUCCUGGCGACUUGUCAGGAUGCAUCUGAAAGGUUGCAACUUUCACCUCCUCCUCGUCAAUAGGGGACAAAAGUGCAAGAUUCUGAUUAGGAGUAAUAGCCUUUGUAAUACAUCUAACAACAGGGCCCCAGCACGGAACCGUGGACUUAAACAAAGUCUGGAAAUAUUCCACCAUGAGCUCUUGAAGGCCAUUAUUCCAAUCAACAAAUUGAUGAGACUCAUUGUACAGAGAGUGGAUGUUAUUUGACCGCUUCCUGGUUCUAGCAGCUGCGUGGAAAAACCUGGAGUUAUGAUCGCCUUCUCUCAACCAUAAUUGUUUGGAGCGUUGUCUCCAAAAUACUUCCUUUUGGGUCAAGAUUUCGAACAAUUCUUUACUGGCCUCUUCAUGCUCCUGAAUAGAUCUUUGAUCUCUGAAGGGUUUCAGUCUUCUAAUGGUUGCCUUGCAUCUAUCCAAUCGUUGUUUGAAAUUGCCCGUUAUGCUUUUACCCCACUCUUGCAAUGCUUCGGCGCAAUAGGCAAUUUUAUCUAUAAGAGGAACUGCUCGAUCUUUCCACCAAACUUCCUCAAUAAUUCUCCCACACAUAGGUUCCCUGAGUCAAGCGUUCUCAAACUUGAACAGACGUCUAGGAGGAAGUGUAGAUACAGGCACAGGAUCUAGAAGGAUAGGGCAAUGAUCCGAGGUGGAUAUUUCAAGAUUGAUGAGUACAGACCGAGGGAAGAUAUGGAACCACCCAGAAUUAACCAAAGCACGAUCCAAUCUGCAUUCUAUCCAAUGGUCAGAGCCACGACCUCUUUCCCAAGUAAACUGGUAACCAGAUAAUUCCAUGUCAACAAGUCCACAGUCAUUGAUAGCUUCUUGAAAACCUUGCAACAACCAAGAUGGAUAAGGGCGGCCUCCUCUUUUAUCAGAAAUAGUGAGAGUGUUGUUAAGAUCUCCUAUAACGCACCAUGGUAAAGGGGAGGAAUCCGCUAGGUGACGAAGAAGUCGCCAAGUUGAUGCGCGCCUAGAACGAUUAGGUUCACCAUAAACUCUUGUUAACCGAUGGGUUGGUCUAUCCUUGGUGGUGAUAACAACAUCAAUAUGGUUUUUGCCAAAAGAUAAUAAUUGAGCCUCAUCUUUGUACCUCCAUAAAAUUGCUAGACCUCCACUAUGCCCUUGGGCUUCCACCACUAUCAUUCCUUCAAACCCCAAAGAGCUCCUUAUUCUGUCAACUUUAUCCUUCUUACAUAAAAUUUCACAGAGAAAUAUGAAAUUGGGUUUCUUUUGGAGAACUAUCUCCUUAAGGAAUUGAACGGUCCACGGGGUCCCAAGCCCGCGGCAAUUCCAGCUGAUGGUACUCAUAAUUCUUGGCGGGACCGAAUGACGGUACCCGCCGUAUCCAAGUUUUUUGAAUCUGGUGAAGAUUCAUGCAUUUGGUCAUCGUGCAUGCUACUGUUAACCCCGACUUCUUCAAUGAUCAGCUUAUUUUCACUCCCUCUGAUUACCGCUGGAACAAUAUCCAUUAAAUAAGGGCCUAACUCUUCUCGGCCCAAUUCCUCUCGGCCCACUUGAGUGUCACGGCUGUAACGACCCAAAUUCAGUGUUAAGGCUUAAGGGCCUGGAGUAGUGUGCCUGGAGGGCAUGAUGGGAUUUGGUGUGUGUUUCUAUUGAGUUUUAUGCAUGAUUAUCAUUUAAUGCACGUUAUAUGACUAAUUGAUUAUUUGAGAUGCAUGACUAUGUGAAUUAGUAUGCAUGUAGACCUGAUUGUCUUAUAAUGAGCAUGAUUGUAAUUUGGCCAUGUUAGGACAUAUCUGUGAUAAUUGUACUAUGUGAAUUGUGCCACGUGAGGUGGUGUUUUUAUCAGGAUGCACGCAUCGAGACGGUCCUAGUGAGCCAAUUAGUUUAAAAGUCACAACGGGAUGUUGUACCCGGCUCGGGAGGAGCCUAGGGGUACUUUGGGAAUCUUAUAAGUUGAGUUGAGAAUGAGUGGUUGGUUAUUGGUUAUUGGGUAACUUGGGUAACCAUUUGUAACUGUGGUGGGUAACAAGUUUUAAGAUGGAAAGUGAUAGAAUUGAAAUAGAAGUGUAAAGACUUAUGUGCCCUUGAAGGUUUAGUUAGGAAGGAUUAUUAAGAAGGGGUAAAAUGGUCUUUUGGCAAGGGUGAUAGACAAAAGGCAGCUGGGAUAUAGGGGGGCACGGUUUGGAGUAUUGGGCAUUUGAGUGUCUUGAUAAAAUUAGAAGAGAAGGAAAAGAAGAGGAGAGAAAGGCUAGGGCAAGCAAGAAGAAGAAGAAGAAGAGAAGGAGAAGUGGGAGUCUAGGAGGGGAUCAAGGACUUGUGUGGAUUCUUCAUUUGAGGUAAAGGUUUUAUACAUAUCUAAGUAUGGAUUUUGUUUUGAUUUAAGGAAUUUAAAUGCCUAAGCUAAACAUUGUGGGGUUUUGGGGUUAGUUGCUAAAAUUUGAAAUCAUAGGAGUGGAUCUUGGGUGUGUUGAUGUUUUGAAUUGAUUCUAGUGUUUAUAGGGUGUUAGAUUGUUCAUGUAAAGUUUGGAAUGGAGUUUUGUGGUUGAGAUAUGUGUUUGGGAUGGUUUAAGGUGAGGAUUAGAGAGUAAAAUGGUGGGUUUUUCUGGGUUCGAAGGGUCGAGCCGCGGCAUGGUUCUUUGUGAGCCGCGGCCCUUCGAAGAAGUGGUAUGCUGAUGGAGAAGGGCGGGCCGCGACAUGGCCCAAGCAAUGCCGCGGCCCUUACCUGUUUUGGAGCCUUUGGGGGUUCUGUUUGGGGGGCAUGCCGCGGCAUGGGUGGCCUAUGCCGCGGCGCUUAAGGGAUUUUGGGAUUUUGAGAUUUUAGGCUUGGGAAUUUAACCUAGGGUGCUCGGGGUUGAGUCUUUUACCAUGUUUGGUGAAUUUCAACGUUCCGAGUACUAGAGCUUGGCCUGGAAGCUCAUUUAAGGUUGUUAAAAGUGUCUUUUGUGUGUUGUGACUAGGAUUUCGGGAGGCUCGUACUAGUGGACCGUGCUCGUGAUCGUGGUGCAUCGGAAAGCACGGAAUACAGGUAAGAAAACCGUAACACCUGAGAAUAGGGCAUAGGCCCACUGUGUGAUUGCGGGGGCGCAGCCCUAGAUUGUGUUGUGUGCGAAUGUGUAAUCUUAGAUAAAUUAUUGUAUGUUUGAAUGGUUAUUUCUGAAUGUGUUAUAUGUAUGAUUGUAAUGGAAUGAACGGCUAAGGCCGAGAGCGGCGUAGGCCGGGUACGGCAGCGGGGCCGGAAGUAACGCUCAGCGCAUGGGAUGCUAUAGCGAGGGUGGGACCCAAGGGAUACAUGAGUUAUCCUACGGUAAUGACCGAGACCCCCAAGCUUUGGUAAAAGCAAGGAGUCAGUCAACCGGCCAUGAGUAUGGAGAGCAUGGGAGCGGCGCGUACAUGUUCGGCCUGCCCGACUGCUUUGGUUGGGGGCAUUUUGUAUAUGGCUGUAUUUAACCAUUCUUUUGAUAGCUGAUCAAGUGUAAAUCUAUUUUGGUGUUGUAAACAUUUUGUAAACCUUAUUUUGGGAUCCCAGAUGUUUUAUAUCUAACGUUUUCAAUGAAGUUAAACAUUUUAAAAGAAUACAUCCUUAAACUCUGGUUUAAUCACACUUUUGGUUUUAGAAACCACUUUGAGUCAAUUAAAUGCACAAUUUCUGUUUUAAACUCACUUAGUAACGGCUCUAAGGUAGUAGGGCGUUACAACUUGGUAUCAGAGCGAGCCAAGGUUUAUUGGUUCUGGAGAUCGACCGAACAUGUACGCACGCUGCCAUUGAAAAGCUCGACUCAGGGUGGUUUGGUAUGAUCGGUUGAUAUGUUCAUGAAUAUGUGUUUAUUGCUUUGUGUGCCUGCCUAGAUUGUUAUGAGCAUGAUGAUUGAAAUAACAUGUGCAUGAUGCUAGGGCAAGGCCCGUUGUAUGCGGUAUGAUAUUUGUAUGUCAUUUUGGUCGAUUGAUCUUGGUGGUUGUUGAGAUUAAGAGGUGGAAAUUGGACCUUGUUAUCAUGCCUAAUGAGCGGUGUCACUGAUUGCAGGCAUUUAGUUCCAAUGCCUCGCCAAUCAUCGAGACUCCGCGGCAUUCAGGCCGAGGAUGAUAACCAAGGGCAGAACCCUCCACCUGCUCCUCAGAACUGGCAGCAGAUCUUAGCUGAGAUGGAGGCCAGGUUGAAGAAAACAGAGGACGAGCUUAGUCAGUUGAAGCAACCAGCUCCUCCACCGGCCACUGCGAUACCACCACCGCCGAGUGUGGUACCAGCCCCGGUUCAACCUGUGACUGGGAACAGGUUGGAACCUCUAUAUGAAAGAUUCAGAAAACAACAACCCCCUACCUUUGAGGGCGGAGCAGACCCACUGCAAGCUGAGCAGUGGAUGGGUACGAUGUCUGUGAUCCUGGACUUCAUGAGGGUUGAAGGAAGGGAUAGAGUUGAUUGCGCCAGUUAUAUGCUUAGAAAUGAUGCACGUAUUUGGUGGGAGGUAGUUGGGCAGCGAAGGGAUACUGCAACUAUGACUUGGGAAGAAUUCAAGGGCAUUUUUAACGAGCAAUACUACAGCGUAGCCGUUCGAGCUGCGAAGGCGGAUGAGUUCAACAACCUGACUCAGUGCAGGUUAUCCGUCACCGAGUACGCCCUGGUAUUCGACAGAUUGGCGAAGUUUGCGCCAGAGCUUGUGCCGACUGAUGCGGCCAGAAGGGACAGAUUUAUACGGGGAUUAAAUGUAAUGAUCGCCCGUGACGUGAGUAUCACUAUGACUCCAGAGUCUACCUAUGCACAAGUGGUAGACAAGGCCCUUACUGCUGAGAGGGCUGAGGAUCAGAUCUGGAAGGAUGGCGCUGCUAGGCGUGAUACCAGGAGAGUUGUGCCUUCUUCUUCUGGGCCUAGUCGGGGCAGCGGCCCCAGUGAGCAGAAGAGGAGAGCUCCAGACUCCUUUACUCCUUAUGGUUCUGACAGGAGGGUUCGCGGUUUUGUGGGUGGCCGCCAGGGCGGAAAUGACAGCUGGAGAAGCCUUCCGAUGUGUCCUCGAUGCAGGCGACGGCAUCAGGGCGAGUGCCGGACCAGGGCAUGCUUUGUUUGUGGGAGCACCAGUCACUUGAAGAAAGAUUGCCCGCAGGCUAAGAAGGAGGAGCCUAGGCAGGGAGACAGCCUCGCACCUGCUAGGGUUUUCACCUUGACUCAGACUGAGGCUGAGGCCAGUCCUUCAGUGGUCACAGGUCAGAUUUUUAGCGCUGGAUCCUUGUUUACUGCAUUGAUUGAUUCUGGUGCUACGCACUCAUUUGUUUCUGCUAGGGUGAUUGAUCAGUUGUGUAGACCUAGUAUUUUGUAUGCUAGGGGUUUUCAGACUAUAUUGCCUACAGGAGAACUGGUAGUCUCUAAGAGGUGGGUUAGAGCCUUACCGGUAGUGGUAGACGGUAGAAAAUUAUUUGUUGACCUAAUUGAACUAGAUAUGGACGAUUUUGACAUAAUACUAGGGAUGGAUUGGUUGACACGGUAUGGAGCAACAAUUGAUUGUAGGCGACGAAUGGUGACCUUCGAACCGGAGGGCGAGACACCCUUUGUGUUCGUGGGAACGGUGGAUGGACCGCGGGUGCCUCUGAUCUCGGCACUAAAGGCUAGAGACCUGAUGCAGGAGGGCUGCAUAGGAUUCCUAGCGAGUAUAGUGGAUUCCUCCAAGGAGGCGGCAGUGGGACCGAAAGAAACUAGAGUGGUCUGUGAGUUUCCAGACUUGUUCCCAUCGGACCUGCCGGGAUUGCCGCCGCAUCGGGAGAUUGAGUUCGGUAUAGAGUUGGCUCCGGGAGCAGAGCCAGUAUCCAAGGCACCUUACAGAAUGGCUCCAGCAGAAUUAAAGGAAUUGAAAAUUCAGCUGCAGGAACUACUUGAUUUGGGGUUUGUCAGACCAAGUUUCUCGCCGUGGGGUGCUCCAGUUUUAUUUGUUAAGAAAAAGGAUGGAUCGCUCAGGAUGUGUAUCGAUUACAGAGAGUUGAAUAAGUUGACCAUCAAGAACAAGUAUCCAUUGCCUAGGAUCGACGAUUUAUUCGAUCAGCUUCAAGGGGGGACAGUGUUUUCGAAGAUUGAUCUCCGGUCAGGCUACUAUCAGUUGAGGAUCAAAGAAGAGGACAUACCAAAGACUGCUUUUCGGACGCGGUAUGGGCAUUAUGAAUUUUUGGUUAUGUCCUUUGGGUUAACCAAUGCCCCGGCGGCAUUUAUGGAUUUGAUGAACAGAAUUUUCAAGGAUUACCUGGAUAAGUUCGUGAUUGUAUUUAUUGAUGAUAUCCUAGUAUACUCCCAGUCAGAGGCAGAGCAUGAGCAUCAUCUGCGCUUGGUGUUGCAGCGGUUAAGGGAGCAUAAGCUUUAUGCUAAGUUUAGCAAAUGCGAAUUUGUGGUUAUCGCAAGUUUCAUUCCUAGGCCAUAUUAUUAGUAAGGAUGGGUUACUGGUCGACCCAAGCAAGACAGAAGCAGUGAGAGAUUGGCCUAGACCCAGCAGUGUUCCUGAAGUUAGAAGUUUCCUUGGACUAGCAGGUUACUACCGGCGG
Molecule: messenger RNA, 11159 nt
Organism: Humulus lupulus (European hop)
Lineage: Eukaryota; Viridiplantae; Streptophyta; Magnoliopsida; Rosales; Cannabaceae
Exons: 11
Coding region: 8645-11044 (799 amino acids)
Molecular function (GO): zinc ion binding; nucleic acid binding
Source: RefSeq, a predicted model, not a curated record